Monoraphidium neglectum is the source of this 1101-nucleotide messenger RNA. RefSeq lists its product as hypothetical. The transcript has 4 exons. The record is from RefSeq and is a predicted model, not a curated record. The coding region runs from base 1 to 1101 and encodes 366 amino acids. NCBI's taxonomy places the organism in Eukaryota, Viridiplantae, Chlorophyta, Chlorophyceae, Sphaeropleales, Selenastraceae.
AUGGGAGGUGGUGGCGCCCUCGGCGGCGAAGGGCCGUCGGUCGCGCAGCCGCCCCGCCUGACGGGUGUGCUGCGCGCGCUCAUCACGGACCACGGCGCAGCCUUCGACGCCGACCAGGCCUUCCUGCGCCGCCAACAGGCGCUGCGCGCGCGGGAGCAGCAGCAGCACCGCCCGCAGCACCCGCAGAAGCAGCAGCAGCUCGCCGGCGCGGGCCAGUCGCUGCAGCUGCGGUUGCUCGGCCCAAAAGCCCCCAAGGCGGCGCGGGAUGACUACGAGGCGUUCGUCGCCGCCGUCCGCGCCCUGGUGGGCGGCGACCCCCCCAGCGCUGAGCUGGCGGAGCUCGCGGCGGCGGCCUGGGGCGUGGUCGGCGCCGGCAGCGGGCUCGCACGCGGGGGGCUGGAGGCGCCGGAGGGCCUCAAGCUGCACAGGCCAGGGCUGCUGCAGGACCGCCAGCUGGCGCCCUACGCGGCCGCCCUGCGCGCCGCCCUGCAGCAUGUCGAGCCCGGCGCCGUGGCGCGCGCCGUGGAAGCUGCUGGGAAGCUGCGGGCGCGGCGCGCGCAGCUCGGGCUCCCGGACGACGACGGGGACGGCCCGGCGGCGGGCGGUGGCGUGGUUGGCGCGGAUGAGAAGAGGUUGGGGCGCAAGUCGCAGCAGGCGCAGCCGCAGCUGAUGGCGAGGGAGUGGGGCGCGGACCUGCGAUUUGUCCCCCCAGACGAAGGCCCCGGCGGCGGCGGCGCCCACGCGUACAUCUCGCGGAUCUGCGGCGCGGCCGCGGCGGACGGCCCCGCGGCUGUCACCGCGGCCGGGGCGCGGCCGGCGGCGCCGGGCGCCGCCCUCGCCACCCCGGGGGAGCUUCUUGAGCUGUAUGCUGCCGGCAUGGGCGGCUCCCGCCCCGCGGUGGAGGCGGCGGCGGCGGCCGGCGAGGUGGACGGGGACGCGGCGUUCGCGGCGGCGCUGGCGGCCGAGGAGGCGGGCGGCGGCGGCGGCGGUUACGGCGGUUACGGGAGUUAUGGGGCUGCUGGGGGUGCGGAUGAGGAGGUGGACAUUGGGAGCGACGAUGACGAGAGGCGCAAGGGGCGCAAGGUGGGGGGGAGGGGAUGA